Porites lobata is the source of this 1526-nucleotide messenger RNA. NCBI's taxonomy places the organism in Eukaryota, Metazoa, Cnidaria, Anthozoa, Scleractinia, Poritidae. The record is from the annotation of a GenBank genome assembly.
AUGGAAAGGCCGAUGGCGCAAAAUUUAGGAGAUUCCCUAACACUUGGAUUACUAGCUAUUGACGGCAUGAACCGCGGACCCAACAACAAUACAGGCUUUGGUUUAAUAUCUGUACGGCCAAUUUCUUACAGCGAUGCAAUGCAUUUACUGAGACUUCUUAAAGGUAAAAACUUUAUAUGUAAAACGCAAGACAUGUUCCGACAGUUGUUUUUCAAUGAUUACUUGGCAUGAGAUAACAUUAAUAUUGACGAUAAUACUAAUCAUCAUCAUCAUCAUUAUCAUAAUAAUAAUAAUAAUAAUAACAGCAAAGGCGAAACGAAUGAAUUAGGGCCAUUCAAUGCCUCUCUUGUCUUCAACAGGGUAGUAAAGAGAACGAUUUUUGUCAUGAAAAGGAUUGGAGUUUGAAGGCCUUGGCGGCACACCUCUAUCCAAAAAUCCAUUGAGUACCCCCACCCACCCCCGGGACAUUUAAUAAUAGCAGGUAACAGCACAGAACUUAAUAAUGAACCUCGGUCUCUUUUCAAGUGAGUACGUGUAGGAACCUUCAGGAAAAAUAAAACUAAAAAGAGAAGCAAAGCUAACAACACUUCCAAUACUCCUGCCUUCUUACUGAGAUUUUAUCAACUUGUUAAGACGUUGAGCACCGACCUGUCAAAACGUAAAUAACGACAUUUUAUGAAUCUGCGAAUCUGAGAAAUCAAGUUACUGUUAUCCAAAAACAUACAUCAAGGUAUUUUUCUUUUCUUAUCAGGUAUGCAAGCACCAAGAAUAGAUAUUGGCAAGGGAUAACAAACGUUUCCUUCAAUGUUGGACCAGGCUUCAACAUGCCGAAAUCAACUAUUAGACUGCAAAUCAACAACAAGAUCGUCAUGAAAUCCAUAUAUAACGUCAACGGAACUAUUUACGGCCAAGAGGAACCGGACAGAUCUGUUUUGAUUGGCAGUCAUCGAGACGCCUGGCUGUUUGGAGCAGCAGAUCCUUCAAGUGGUACAGCAACUCUGCCAGAAAUAUCAAGGGCAGUUGCAAUUGGGAAGAUGUUAAAAGGUAGGUGGCGACCACGAAGGACAGUUAAGUUCUGUAGCUGUGGGGGGGGAGGCGUUGUUUACUUGAGUACAGACGUGGCAGUUGGUGGUCGUUACGUUCUCGUCACUCAGAAUUGUCCACUUCUAUCACACGCCAUCUUCUCUUGGGCCAAAAAAGUUAACCAAAACGCACAUGGCAAUAAAACCAGCCUGUACGACAUUAUGGUUGAGCGAAACCCGUCUGAAAGUAAUCCUGGAGAGCCUCACGUUAUUCCAUAUCUUUUAACGAGUUACUUUUUUCGGUUCUAUAUGUACUCUGGAAUACCGUUGGCAGACUUUAGCUACUUCUUUGGACCUGUGAAACCUAUUACGGUCUACCCUGUCCUCCAAACUCAGGAAGACAAUUUUCAUUGGAUAAAAACCUUUAUCGAUCCAAAUUUCGCGUUGGGAACCAGAGCAUUUCUACUGAGAUUAUUCAUAACGCUGUAUUGUAUUGAACUUUAA